This is a messenger RNA of Saccharomyces kudriavzevii IFO 1802, 1497 nucleotides long. It is a transcript of the gene MEK1, whose product is annotated as serine/threonine protein kinase MEK1. Bases 1 to 1497 code for a protein of 498 amino acids. The transcript has a single exon. NCBI's taxonomy places the organism in Eukaryota, Fungi, Ascomycota, Saccharomycetes, Saccharomycetales, Saccharomycetaceae. Gene Ontology annotation, biological process: protein phosphorylation. The record is from RefSeq and is a predicted model, not a curated record. Gene Ontology annotation, molecular function: ATP binding; protein kinase activity; protein binding.
AUGGGAUCGUUAGGUAGCUCUGAUUUUACAACUAAAAAUGGUAUUCAGGUGGAUGCAGGGGGUAUAGCUGCUGCUCACUUGGAAGUAAACGUCGGCGGCUAUCACACAGAACAAGUAAUACCUAUAGUAAAGCACCAGCUCGUGAAAGUAGGAAGAAAUAAUAAGGAAUGCCAGCUAGUUCUAACCAAUCCCUCAAUAUCCUCCAUUCAUUGUGUGUUUUGGUGCGUAUUUUUUGAUGAGGAUAGCAUUCCGAUGUUUUACGUUAAAGAUUGUUCUUUGAAUGGGACAUAUUUGAACGGUUUACUUCUGAAAAGGGAUAAAACGUACCUUUUAAAAGAUUCUGAUACUGUCGAAUUAUCUCAAGGAAAUGAAGAAAACGACAGUAAAAAAAUACAGCUGGUUUUUAUGAUUAAUGAUGAUUUACAGUCCUCUCUGGACCCAAAACUUUUGGAUCAAAUGGGUUUCUUGAGAGAAGUAGAUCAGUGGGAAAUAACAAAUAGGAUAGUCGGAAAUGGCACGUUUGGCCAUGUCUUGAUCACGCAUAAUUCAAAGGAAAGAAAAGAUGAUGUUUGCUAUCACCCUGAAAAUUAUGCUGUCAAGAUUAUAAAACUCAAACCAAACAAAUUUGAUAAAGAGGCUCGAAUCCUCUUAAGACUGGAUCAUCCGAAUAUUAUCAAAGUCUACCACACUUUUUGUGACAAGAACAAUCACCUUUAUAUAUUCCAGGAUUUAAUUCCUGGCGGCGAUCUCUUCUCUCACCUGGCUAAAGGAGAUUGUUUAACUUCCAUGUCUGAAACGGAAUCUUUACUGGUUGUCUUUCAGAUAUUGCAAGCGUUAAACUAUCUUCACGAUCAAGGUAUUGUCCAUCGUGACCUGAAACUCGAUAAUAUUUUAUUAUGCACGCCGGAGCCAUGUACUAGAAUCGUCUUGGCAGAUUUUGGCAUAGCUAAAGAUUUGAGUUCUAACAAAGAAAGGAUGCAUACAGUCGUGGGAACACCAGAAUAUUGUGCUCCAGAAGUUGGGUUUAGAGCAAAUAGAAAAGCUUAUCAAAGCUUCUCAAGAGCAGCUACUCUAGAGCAACGAGGUUACGAUAGCAAGUGCGACCUAUGGUCCCUGGGCGUUAUUACACACAUUAUGUUAACGGGAAUCUCUCCAUUUUACGGUGAUGGUUCUGAGAGAUGUAUUAUUCAGAAUGCAAAAGUUGGGAAACUUAAUUUCAAAAUAAAGCAGUGGGACAUAGUUUCCGACAGUGCUAAGAGUUUUGUCAAAGAACUUUUGCAAACAGAUGUAGCUAAACGAUUAAAUAGUAAGCAAAGUCUUGAACAUGUCUGGAUCGCAAAACAUUUGAGUCAACUGGAAAGGCUAUAUUACAAAAAAAUACUAUGCAAUAACGAAGGUCCUAAAUUAGAAAGUAUAACUUCAGAUUGGAAAAGAAAAUUACCUAAAAGCGUUGUUAUUUCUCAGGCAAUACCCAAAAAGAAGAAAGUUUUAGAGUAA